Messenger RNA from Diachasmimorpha longicaudata, 5342 nucleotides. RefSeq names its product bestrophin-4-like. The record is from RefSeq and is a predicted model, not a curated record. The coding region runs from base 1012 to 3033 and encodes 673 amino acids. Gene Ontology annotation, molecular function: chloride channel activity. The transcript has 5 exons. NCBI's taxonomy places the organism in Eukaryota, Metazoa, Arthropoda, Insecta, Hymenoptera, Braconidae.
UAAUUGUUGAUCUCCACUUCCACUCGUAAUUUUCCUAAAACCGCCAACACUCCACUUCCGCUAUCAAAUCAUUCCAAUAUCGCUUCAAAAAAUCCCUUAUCACGGUCCCGAACUUGGUGGAAGGGGGCUCGAGAUCCGCAGAGUGGGGAUGCCCCCAGUCACCGAGGAUAAUCGCGUGUAGUCGUACAACGUAAGCCCCCAAGUUGUAAACUCAGUACUCAGUGCCUUCUCGUUCGACGUUCAGUGCGGGCUAUUGGUUCAACGUACUCCCGACACAGUGCCAACAGUCACUGCAUUUUCCGCCCGACUGAGGGACAGAAAAAAACAACACGUGUUGCCUUGUCAUUCACCUCGGGAGAAAUGAGAAGAUGAGCAUAAAAAUAAAUCCACCAGAAAGUCAAGCCAACCCGAAAGAGAAUAUUCACGAUGUUUUGUGACAGCAAUUGUGUUUGGAUGAACUGUUUGCGGCCCAAAUAAUUUAUAAAUCAUGGAAUUCAAGGCGAUUGAAUUAUUUAUCGAUGCACAUGUGCAAUGAAUCAUGGAAAUUCCGUCAUACCGUGCACCAGAAGGCCAACAAACUUCCUGGAUCCUGGACGUUAUCCAAUGACCUGAGCACAGCAGGACAGAUAAUCAAUCGUUCGACGAAUAAAAACAAUAAUUAUCUGUGAUACAAAAAUAACGGAGACAAUAAAAAGUUGCCGGGAUGCUCGGCAGAACUAGACAAUUCAAUGUUAAAUAAGUGAAAUCAUUUUUUAGCGCAAAUAACUUCAGUUGUCCCUGAGUGAACAAUAAUGAGGACCCGUCAUUCAGCACCUAGUGACAUUUAUAUCAACAUAAACAUAUGUUUUGAAAUUGACUUUGGAAUCUGUGAUGUAAGAAACCAGUUGGAAUACCUCGGGAAUACGAAAAAAGUGGUUCUUCCUUGAUGGUUUAAAAGCAAGUGCAAAAUACGUGUCAAGUGUGAUAGAAUUAUUUUUUGUUAAUUUUAUUUGUGUUUGUUGAUUUAUCAAAAUGACUGUUACAUACACUGCGGAAGUGGCCACUUGUAGAGGCUUGGGGUGCUUCUUCAAACUUCUUCUGAGAUGGCGAGCGAGUGUCUACAAACUAGUCUGGCUGGAUCUUGCCCUCUUCCUCUUCAUUUACUACAGUUUAUCGGCUCUCUAUCGUUUCGGUCUUGAUACAGAACAGAAGAAGACAUUUGAGGGCAUUGUUGCGUACUGCAAGGAGUACAGUGAUCUUAUACCAUUGUCAUUUGUACUUGGUUUUUAUGUCAGUAUUGUUAUGACACGAUGGUGGAACCAAUACACUGCUAUACCAUGGCCUGAUUCCAUCGCUGUUUUUGUUUCGGCUACUAUUCAUGGUAAUGACGAGAGGGGGAGACUAAUGAGACGUACCAUUGUCAGGUACGUCUGUGUUUGUUUGACUUUAGUCCUGGCGAACGUGUCUCCCCGCGUGAAAAAGCGCUUCCCAACUCUCGAUCACUUCGUAGACGCGGGUCUCCUUCUUGAGAAUGAGCUUGCCAUAUUUCAAAGUCUCAACGCAAAGUUCCCGAAGCCAAGUAAACACUGGCUGCCCAUUGUCUGGGCCUCCAGUAUUGUCACGAGAGCUCGAAAAGAAGGAAGAAUUCGCGAUGAUUUCGCUGUUAAGACACUCAUUGAUGAGCUGAAUAAAUUCAGGGGUAACUGUGGAAGUUUGAUACAGUACGAUACCAUCUCUGUACCUCUAGUGUACACCCAAGUCGUCACAUUGGCAGUUUACACUUACUUCUUGACCAGUGUCAUGGGAAGGCAGUGGGUCCACACGACUGAAACAGCAAACGUCGAUCUGUAUUUUCCUGUAUUCGCAACUCUUCAAUUUUUCUUCUAUAUGGGAUGGCUCAAGGUCGCCGAGACCUUGAUCAAUCCUUUUGGGGAGGAUGAUGAUGACUUCGAGGUGAAUUGGCUUGUUGAUAGAAAUCUUCAGGUAUCUUACCUGAUCGUCGACGAGAUGCACCACGAUCACCCAGAAUUAAUCCGUGACCAAUACUGGGACGAGAUAUUCCCAGUGGAGUUGCCCUACACAGCAGCAGCCCAGGCCUUCAGAGAGGAGCACCCAGUCGCUUCCACAGAUGGUAUCCAGCUGUCAGCAGCUCAGCAGGAGCUCCAGCCCUCCUCAGUUCGAAUAGACGAGAUGAAUCCCGAGUCCUAUCCGAAUAUGAAAUUCCGCAGUGACAUAGCAGACGACGCAGCCUCCGGAAUUCACUUCAUGGCUGGUGGAAAGAUCUCGAGAAGUGGUAGUAGAGUCAGCACCAGGGACAGGCCAUUCACCGGUGGCUCAACUCCAAGCAACAUCGGUGGCUCCCUCACAAGAGUCAACAGUGUCACAAGUGUCUUGAAGAGGCUCUUCAGCAAGGAGGACAGGCCUGAUGGCAGUGGUGCAAAGACCCCUGGAAGACUUGCAAAUUCGAGUUCAGCAGCUUCUCUACAGAAUCGACCUGGGGUGAAUGCCAGUGGCUCCAUGAGAAUCGGAGUAAUCGAAGAAGUGGACGAACAGAUGACGGUAAAUUCAAUGCGUCCAGAGCAUCGUCCUCACGUCCAGAGUAUCUUCCCCACGAAUGGGGCACCACCACCCACAGCCCCCAUGGAUGUGCCCAUCAAACCGAGAAAUGGACAGUUGUACUCAGCAAGUGCACCUGUGGGUCCUGGACCCUUUGGCGGAGGAAAAUACCAGACUAGGGCCCAGGUGUCCUCGGAUUCUGCGAGGCUCAGUGACACUUUUGACUUCGGUGAGGUGGACAACGUCAGUAUAAGGUCAUCAACGACGUCGGGGAGCUCGGAUGAUGAGUUCACCAGGCUCAAACUGGAGAGGGAUAAGCAGAGGAGGGACAGGGCUAUCAGAAAACUUGCCCGAAGUGUCAGUGGAAAUCAACCAGAUCCUCCGUCCUCUAUGGAUCUUGAUGAGACUCUACUGUUGACGGAAAUGGCGGAGACAUCUAGGGCGGCGAUGCGCCCUGCCGAUCGGGGAAAGAAGACUAAUGAAACGGAUAAUGUGUAGGGGAUGGGGGUCGAUUUAACUUCGAGGAAAAUUUUGCAUCGAAAAUAUUCGUGGAAAUUUUAGGCUGAGACUUUAUUUGUUUUAUGAUUCUUUCUUUUUUUUGGAGAAUUGACGAAGUCAGUGAAGACACAUUUAAAUGAAUAAUUAAAUAACAGGUCCUUGGGAAGAUGAACAUUUUCUCCUAGGAUCUGUCAUUUUUUAACUUGACCUUCGAGUUAAUUUUCAAGCUCAUGCAUUCUUUUAUGUUUUAUAGUCCGUUUUUAUGGGAGAACGAUAUUUUCUUUGGUUUUUGUCGCUGUUAACGUAAUUCUUCAGUUUUUUGUCAAGAAAAAAUUAAUAAUAUUCAGUAGUUAAGUGGUAAAACGAUCAGUAAAUCAUAGAUGAAAUGCGAUAACAGUUUUUUUUCAUAGAAUCGUUUUUACUGAGCAACGUAUGAACUGCGAACGAGAUUUUUUAAUAAAAUUUUGCUAUUUCCCUUCUUUUACAAGAUGUUUAGUGACAACUUAUCGUAAUGAGAAGGUACCUGUCCACUACAGAAGAAAAAAAGCCCAAUAGAAUGAGUUCAUAAAGGAGAAUCUAUUAUUUUUUAUGCAGAAUAAUUUCUUUUGAAUUUCUCACUCCAAAGACAAACAUCAAGGACGUCCAAUAAAAUUCAACCAUAAACGGAAUAAAAUUUCGUCACGAAUACAUUAACUUUAUGAUUUAGUGGUUUCUAUAUUAAAUCUCUUCAAAGUUUGACCUCGAAGUGAAAUCGCCACUUGUCAGUCUCCCAAUUAUUCACUGGACUAAAAAAUAUUUUCAUUCGUCCAUUACUUCAUUUGUAAUUCAAAACAUGAGAUCAAGUGUUGAAUACAAAGUGUCAUUUUGUGCGAUAGUGGGAUGAGUUUAACGACUGUGGAUUCAGAACUAGUGAAAUUACAGUGUUAAUGAUACCAAGAGGAACUGAUUAAUUUAUCACAUUUUCUAUCCGUUUUUAUAAGGAAGGACGCUUUAAUAUUAUUAGACAAAUUUCCAUGUUGUCCCCUCAGUCCUUGAAUAAGAAUCAAGUAUUGAUGGGAUAGCACUAGUUGACCAUAAAGGAGAUUAUUAUGUACUUACGAGAGUAUGGGAAGUUUACGUAUGAAAUUUAUAUAAUCGUUAAGUCAUUUUUUUUUUAUCGUCUUCGUCGGAUAUAUCAAUCAACACUCUUUACCCUUUGCAUCACUGUUAUAUAAAGCUCAAGAAGGCCUUCGUAAAUAUUUUAUAUCGCUUAUAUCGUGUAAAUAGACGAACUGUUGAGGCGAUUAAUUAAUUGGCUUUCGAGGUGAAGAUACAAGGCAAAUGUGAUUUUUCUACUCGUUUUUAUCGCGCUUUUUACUGCUCCUCAUUGUCGAGGGAUCAUUAGAAACGCUUCAAUCGUGUAAUUACGAGAAAUUUCAGUCAAUUGACGGGUGAAAAAUAGUUUUAAUGCACAUAUGUUGAUUCAUUUUACUUCGGGGAGGCGUAGAGAGACGUAUUUUAACACUGAUACAGCAUUUUUGAGCGGAAUUUUAUCAGUAACGGACUGGUAAAAGGUUUCCAGUCAAUUGUGAUUGCUUAGCAGUUUUCAAUGAACAGGUGCACGGGAAUAAAUGUUCAGUAAAAUUUAUGGGAGUAUUGCAAUUUUGCAGAGGAAAUUCAGGGAGAAAUUAAAGAAAUUUAAUUGAUUGUGUUAUAUAAUUUUCGAAAUUAAUUUGAAAACUCUAAAUGCGAUGAAAUAUGAGUGAUAGUUUAACAAGAAAAAUCUAUUUACCCUAAAUUUCCCUAGAUUUAAGUAAAUUUUUGAAAAACUCAUAUUGAAUUCAAAUUCAUUAUAUUGAGAAUUCGCGUGCAACUGUUCCUCAAUUGUCAAGAAAAUAUUAACACUGGAUCCAUGUCCUAUAAAUAAAACGAAUAGCGUAAGGAUUAGAAAUCGAAUUUUGGAAACGAAAAAUUUUAUCGAAUUGUUAUCGUGUUAAUAUCUCGAAAUCUAAGGGAGAUAGGAAAUUUUUGUUAAUAACUUUUUUGUAGAACGCGUUGAGGGCUAUAAAAAAACUCUUGACGAUAAUUUCGCUAUCUCCCAUAAAUUCAGAGUUAAUCCAUUUACCGUUUCGCUAUUGAUACGUCAGUGGUAAAGUAUGUCAGAGAUAAUUAAAACGUAGUAUUACGAGUUAGAGAUAAACUAGAUAAUAUGAAGUAACAUUCCAGUGGUGAAUGGUAAGUUCAUAUGGUGCUCUGACCCAAGAAACUAUUGUGACAGCCACAAUUGUUUUUAACAGUAUUACAGUUGAAAUAAACGGUAAUUCAACUUC